Molecule: messenger RNA, 1227 nt
Organism: Babesia sp. Xinjiang
Lineage: Eukaryota; Apicomplexa; Aconoidasida; Piroplasmida; Babesiidae
Exons: 3
Coding region: 1-1227 (408 amino acids)
Biological process (GO): transcription elongation by RNA polymerase II
Cellular component (GO): Cdc73/Paf1 complex
Source: RefSeq, a predicted model, not a curated record
AUGCCAAAACAUAAGGAAGAUGCUCCCACCGCUACAGGGAAGACCGAGUCCACAGAUACGCUAUCAGCGUAUCUUCAUAUGAAGUCUCCAUUACUGGGAAAUCUGGAGUUCGAUGCAAGCAUUCCAGAGCCACCCGUGGAUGGUCAUCUGCUUUCUUAUGAGAUUAAUCAUGAAGCAAUCGCUUAUGAGCCUUCAGCGCUUGAACUAUUCGAUGGUUGUACUACGUUCCGCGAGUUUCAAAAUGGAGUGGUGUGCGAUACCAACGAUAAUAUGAACCGCAACACAUAUGCCGUAGCAAAUGAGCAGUUAAUGGCUGAGCUGACUGCAGAGCUUCAAACUCUGGAUGCCGCUGGGCAUGAUAAAUUGACAGAGUUACGAGAUGAGACGAUGGGUGAUCCCGCAAUGCAGGUCCUAAACCCGCUUAUAGCCAGGGCAAGUGAAGGGCUCCCAGAAGAUGUGAUGCAGGUUUUGUUUGCUGGUGAUGGGUCCAGGUUUGAAUCUAAAGAAGUAGACAGGCUGCCUAUACCACAUAAACAAUCUGCAACUUCAGAUCAUGGUGAUAAACUAAGACAGAAAUGGAGCUCUAUGACGACAUCUGAGCGUGUGGAAUACCAUAUUUCUCAGAUUAAUGAUACAUUUGUGCGUGUUAAUGAGUUGCGGCAUCCAACUAAUCCGCAUGCUAAAAUCGCAAAGCACUACAAGGUCAUGCCUAACGUCGGUCUCUGGAAGAAUCGUUAUAUACAGGCUGGUGUAGAUGGGAUCACAUCCUCCACGGCUACUGAGCAUGCUGGGAAACUGGCUAUAGGAGGUAUCCUCAAUGUUGCCAAGGAUGGAGCAACCCAGCGUAUAUAUGAAUACUACAAGAGUACUGAGGAUAGUGAGGACCGUGAUUUAUACAAAGAGAUCAAUUCGCAAGAACGUUUCAAAUUUGUUAGAAUGUACUCCUGCCAGCAAUCUACCAAGGUUGAAGGCAAUGACAACUAUUACCUGCUAUCUUUACCUCCAAGGUUGCACAACAAGGUCAGAUCGAGGGUAUCUAAUUCGAAUAGUGGUCCAAGUCAGAAUGAUGCUAUGGAUGUUGAUCCCAGUGAUAACGAUGUGGACGAAUCGGCUGUCCACAUCCUUUCAGUGAAGGGGCACAAGAUGGUACUCACAAAGGCUGGGAAGGCCAGACGUACAGAUAUUGUGCUCACUUACACGGAAGAAGAAUCGCCCGGACAUUCUUAG